GUUUUGGGGAAGUUAGGUGUCAAGAUAUCCUACCCCCAACUACAUGCCAUUAAUAUGACAAGCGAAACACACCCAAAUUAUUUGCCCUUUUAAACAACUCUCUCUUAUCAACUGAGACUGCUUCGUUAUGCUCUAGAUUUGGGGUUGCCAUUUCGAUCUCCGCCUAAAUUACCGAUAAAAAUUAAAAGGGUUUGUUACAAUUUCAAUCGUCUGAAUUGGGUUUCUCUCAAUCUUCUCUGAAAAUGAAGGUUUCGGUUGUAACGCGAAGUGGGAAGGAGCUCUUGAAGGGCGGAAUUGACCUCAAUGAUUCGGCAACUGUUGCUGAUCUACAGGAGGCAAUUCACAAGAAAACCAAGAAAUUUUAUCCUUCCAGACAACGACUGACUCUACCUGUCCAACCGGGAUCAAAGGCAAAGCCAACUGUCCUUAACAGCAAGAAGAGCCUUAAAGAGUAUUCUGAUGGCAAUUCAAACACCAUAACUGUGGUGUUUAAGGACCUGGGGACCCAGGUUUCUUACCGUACUCUUUUCUUUUUUGAAUACUUGGGUCCUUUGGUUAUCUACCCCAUCUUUCACUACUUGCCUGUUUAUCGCUACUUCGGCUACAAAGAGGAACGUGUCAUGCACCCAGUUCAGACAUAUGCUUGUUAUUACUGGUGUUUUCACUAUUUCAAACGUAUCAUGGAAACUUUUUUUGUGCAUCGCUUCAGCCAUGCAACUUCUCCCUUGUCCAAUGUGUUCCGUAAUUGCAUGUACUACUGGAGCUUCGGAGCGUUCAUUGCUUACUAUGUGAAUCACCCACUCUACACCCCCGUUAGUGACCUUCAAUGGAAGAUUGGAUUUGGAUUUGGGUUGCUUUGCCAACUUUCAAAUUUCUACUGCCAUAUCUUGCUGAAGAAUCUGAGGAGUCCUGAUGGAAAUGGUGGUUACCAAAUACCUCGUGGGUUUUUGUUCAAUAUUGUGACUUGUGCCAAUUACACCACGGAAAUUUAUCAGUGGGUAGGCUUCAAUAUUGCAACCCAAACUGUGGCAGGUUACAUCUUUGCAGUUGUUGCUGCCGGAAUUAUGACCAACUGGGCACUUGCGAAGCAUCGACGACUCAAGAAGUUGUUUGACGGAAAGGAUGGAAAGCCCAAGUACCCACGCCGAUGGGUGAUAUUGCCUCCAUUCCUGUAGACAAGAGAGCUGCACUAGAAUACCUGGAUCAACAAUGUUUCCAUCGUUCAGGCACUGUUUCAGGUAGCUCCAGUAAUUAUAGGCACAUCUUGUUAAAAGUUAAUUUGAGCUUCACGUUCAAGCUGUCAAAUCAAUCAUGUUCUCGUUGCUGCAAACUUACUUCAGUGUAGUCAUAAAUCCAGUCAUAUCACUAGAUCAUUUAAGCAAACUUUUUAUCCCGUUUUUGUAUUUCCAUAAGUGUUUCCCAUCUCUCAGGAUGAUGUAAUAGCAUAAUCAUUUUAAUACCUUAUUUAUCAAUUCUUAAACACUUCUUAAUUGCACAACUUUAUGUCAAUCCCUUUAUCGACGAGAUGAUUAAUUUCUCGGUUUUUCCAA
Molecule: messenger RNA, 1550 nt
Organism: Spinacia oleracea (spinach)
Lineage: Eukaryota; Viridiplantae; Streptophyta; Magnoliopsida; Caryophyllales; Amaranthaceae
Product: very-long-chain enoyl-CoA reductase
Exons: 4
Coding region: 243-1175 (310 amino acids)
Biological process (GO): very long-chain fatty acid biosynthetic process
Molecular function (GO): protein binding; oxidoreductase activity, acting on the CH-CH group of donors
Source: RefSeq, a predicted model, not a curated record